Molecule: messenger RNA, 2434 nt
Organism: Homo sapiens (human)
Lineage: Eukaryota; Metazoa; Chordata; Mammalia; Primates; Hominidae
Gene: KCTD5
Product: potassium channel tetramerization domain containing 5
Exons: 6
Coding region: 27-731 (234 amino acids)
Biological process (GO): protein homooligomerization
Cellular component (GO): cytoplasm; cytosol; nucleus
Source: RefSeq, marked validated
GAGCUGUUGCGGGGCUUGCUGGGAUCAUGGCGGAGAAUCACUGCGAGCUCCUGUCGCCGGCCCGGGGCGGCAUCGGGGCGGGGCUGGGGGGCGGCCUGUGCCGCCGCUGCAGCGCUGGGCUCGGCGCCCUGGCCCAGCGCCCUGGCAGCGUGUCCAAGUGGGUCCGACUCAACGUCGGCGGCACCUACUUCCUCACCACUCGGCAGACCCUGUGCCGGGACCCGAAAUCCUUCCUGUACCGCUUAUGCCAGGCCGAUCCCGACCUGGACUCAGACAAGGAUGAAACAGGCGCCUAUUUAAUCGACAGAGACCCCACCUACUUUGGGCCUGUGCUGAACUACCUGAGACACGGCAAGCUGGUGAUUAACAAAGACCUCGCGGAGGAAGGAGUGUUGGAGGAAGCAGAAUUUUACAAUAUCACCUCAUUAAUAAAACUUGUAAAGGACAAAAUUAGAGAACGAGACAGCAAAACAUCGCAGGUGCCUGUGAAGCAUGUGUACCGUGUGCUGCAGUGCCAGGAGGAGGAGCUCACGCAGAUGGUGUCCACCAUGUCCGACGGCUGGAAGUUCGAGCAGUUGGUCAGCAUCGGCUCCUCUUACAACUAUGGGAACGAAGACCAAGCCGAGUUCCUCUGUGUGGUGUCCAAGGAGCUGCACAACACCCCGUACGGUACGGCCAGCGAGCCCAGCGAGAAGGCCAAGAUUUUGCAAGAACGAGGCUCAAGGAUGUGAGGGACACAGUAUUGACAGCUGAAGAAAUGAUUUACGUUUUCCCGAGAUGUAAUGAACUGCCAUGUCCAGGAAGCUUGGCUGUGAGAAGAAACCUGCUUUUGAUCAUUUUUCUAGAGAUCUGGGUGUGAAUCCUUUUUUGCCUCUGAGGUGGGUGGUGAGAGACGGGCCCAGCUGUCCAAGGCCAGACGUCCCCAAGUUGGGGGAGCACGGCGGCCGGGUGGGCGCUGCCUCUUGGGGGGGCCUCGCUCUGUUUUUUCCAAGUGCCACGUGGGACUGAGGCAGACACUCCCAGUCAGCCCGCUCGAUCCUGAAGAUCGUGUGAAGGAAGCGUUCUUGGUGCUACACACAGUCUGGAAAAGCAGCCUGGGCUUCACUGGCAGGAAGCGGCCGCAGCCGCGUCAGUGUCCAGCACGUCGUGGCCUCUGGUCCGACCACCAGGCCCUAGUCUCGGUCAGGGAGUCUGCUCUGCCUCCCAGGCGGGAUCGCUGGUUUCUCUCGACCUCGCAGAGCUCCUGACAAAGGCGGCUUCUGCGUCGUCACUGCUUCCCGGCGCCAUUCCGAGGCCGGGCCUUCUUCUGACACGGGCUCCAACCCCACCUGACCAAGCCCGGGACAGUCAAGGCUUCUCAAUUUGUAUUUUCCAGGCAAGAGAACUUUGUACCCCUUCUCUGUGUGGAUAGACUCCCCAGCGUUUUUCCUCUGGAAAUGCCCACAGGGCUUGCCGCGUGGAGACUGAUCUGUUCCAUCCGUUAGCGCGAGGUAGCAGUGUCGCCUCGCCCCUCCCACUGCGGGCUCACGGGGAGCUGGCGUCUGUCAGUGCCUUGUCACGCCUGGCAUAGAGGUUGGGCUGGAGGCCUGUCCACUGGCUUCUGGAGCUGAAGGUCUGCGUCACGGUGAAAAUUCGGGAUGUUUACAGAGCAUCACAAAUGCCUCUCUCUCGCCGCUCUCUCAUUUUCUUUGUAUAACUAUGCAGCCUUCCCUCUCUUUCUGGGAUGUUUGGGACUUCACUCGACCUGCACGGGCUCUGCCCGACAUGCCGUGGGAGCUGCUGGGAUUCCUUUAGAAACCGCUGCCCGCAUGCUUUGAAAACAGACCUUUCUCAGCUGGCUGUGGGGACCUGUCAGAGUCUGGGGACUCGGCGUGCAGGGCGGGCUCCAAGCGCUUUGCUUCCGGAACUCCGGCUUCCCAAGGGGUACUGUGCAGACUGACCACCGGCCUCCCGCCUGCAGGUCAGAGGCUCUGACACUGUCUGGUUUCCAAUGCUUCUGGAGACUUCCUGCCUAGGCCUCAUCCUCCUCUUUGCCAGUCACCUGAUUAACCAAUUCUCCAGCAUUAGGACUUACCUCCUUCUUUUUGUAAGGUCUCUUGUAUGUUGUUAAAUGUUUGGCUUAAACAAUUUAUAAAAGCCUUUCUAGAAGGCAGACUUAGCCCCAGCAGAGCCUGGGAGGAAGGCGGCCGCUGGGGCUCCUGGGCAUCCUCUCUGGGGAGCUGCUGGCCGCUUAGCGUUGUUUGAUUUUUGACCUUGACAUAGUAGAUAGGCUUGUGGUUUUUUUAAUUUAAAGAUAUUAAGACUUAAUUCACUAAAAUUUAUUCUAAGGGGAUAUUUAUACUUUUAUACUUUUUUAGGUAUCGUAUUUUAUCAGCUUACAGUUUAAUGCCUAAGUUUCCCCUGGAAAUAGCAAAUAAAAUUGUGUAUUUAUGAA